AUGCUCAUUGUUCUAGCUGUUGUGUUAGAUCCAAACAAGAAUCUUCGAACACCAUUUAAUUGGUUGAUCGUAAACAUGGCCGUGGCAGAUUUAGUUGUGGGCAUUCUGACUGACCCUUCCUCCGUGUUCAUUCAUAUGAGAGAAAGUCUCGGAAAGAAAAUUUCUAAUCCCGAAAUUAUAAUAACCCACAUGAGUUUUUUCAUCUCAUGUACCGCCUCAGUUUUAAGCAUUUCGAGUUUGGCAGUUGAAAGGUAUCUCGCUGUACGAAAACCGAACACAUAUCGUACCAGAGUGACGAACAAACGAAUCAUUUUUACCGUCGCCGGGAUUUGGUUGAUCUCUUUGAGCUUACCAAAUAUUUAUUUUCAAGUUGGAUCUACACUAUAUGCCUUUAUCUUCGUAAACGCAUCGGUCUUCGUCGCCAUUUCUAUAACAUGCUUAACGUACACUUUGAUGUGGCGAAAAAUCAAAGGACGUUCUCAGGAAAUAACCCGUAACAACGGAGACGUGGCAUCACCUUCUUCAACAGAAUGCGAAACACCUCAAAGCAUCUCAAGAGCUCGACAAAAUCCCAAUACGCCCAACUCAAUCAUCAGCAGUGCGCAGCAAACGGAAGCUAAAGUCACCCAGAUGUUCCUUGUUGUCCUCAUCGCCAUGUUCUGUUGCUAUGUUCCUGCGACAAUAUUAAUUUACCUCAUGAAUUUCUGCGAAUCGUGCGGUUGUCUCGCUCAACAUUGGUUUCGUGACUUGCAGUCCAUUUUCAUCUUAACGAAUUCAAGCCUCAACUUCUGCUGUUAUGCAUUGCAGUCCUCAAGGUUCCGGAGUGCAUUCAUCAAAAUUUUGAAGAUAAAGAAAGCAAACCGCCGUCAACAUCGUGAGGUACCUGCCGAAAACGUGAAUAGUCCUCAAGAUGUAGACAUCGAUAAUACUGCUGAUCAAAACGAAGAAGUGCGACAUCAUGAUAUGGUUAAAAUAGAGAUGACAAGUAAUGGAUUAACAAACAAAGGACAUGUUCCCU
Paramuricea clavata is the source of this 1018-nucleotide messenger RNA. The record is from the annotation of a GenBank genome assembly. Lineage: Eukaryota; Metazoa; Cnidaria; Anthozoa; Malacalcyonacea; Plexauridae.